UUGCUGUCAAAGUCAAGCAUAGUUUUAAUGCAUUAUUGCACUUUACUUGUGUUGUGUGUUCAAAAUCUCUACAGUGGAAUGUAUAACAUAUUUCAGUAUAGAAUUAUCUUAUUUUCAAUUAUUCUCGCUUAAGUUUAAUAUUGGAUAAUGAUUAGUGAUUAACUUUAUUUGUUUGAUAUCAUUUGUAUCAUAUAAAAUAGUGUUUGAUGUAAAUAAAUAUGUCGGUACGAGACAAGUGGGUUCGCCGGUUUUCUAUCGACGAAACGGCAAAACAUAAAAACGGUUUUACUAUUUACAAGAUAACAUCCGUUCUCUUUCCAUUAGAAUCUCCAGAAGCAGUGACAAUAAUAUCAGUAUGGAAAAGGUAUAGUGACAUACAACAGCUGCACAAGUCUAUGAAGUCACUACACAGUGGACUACAUCUUAAAGGGAAAUUCCCGCAGCUAGCUAAAAGCAGUUUCUUUAAAAGAUUUCACCCAGAGGUAAUUGACGAGAGAGCGAAGACCAUAAAAGCCCUUCUAGAGUUUGUUGCGGAACAUAGGCUUUUAUUCACUAGCACUGAUUUUGUUAAUUUCCUUCAGACCGGUUAUCCAGAACCUGAUCCGAAGCCUUCAGGAGUGAUCAACGCGAUACGAUCGUCUCUACAUCUGCCGAUAGAGGAAACUCCACCACUCGAAUACCAGACGUCUGAAGAUGAAGCCAGGAGUCCUACCAUACGAACCGAAACCGCAAACAACGCAGGCCCGGCUACACCGACAGACAUCGACGUCUCACGGAUACCGAUAUACGAAGCAGCCGACGUCGAAAUAAGGGAGUCGCCCAAACCCAGCCCGAAGCUGUCCGACUCGGACAGCUUCGAGUCCAUAAACUCCAUAGACAGCCUCGACAGCGAGCUGUACGAGGAGCUGAGCGGGCUGACCGUGGAGCGCCGCGCGCCGCCCGACCUGAUCAGCUUCGACGCGCCGUCCCGCUCCGACGGCCGCGCCGGCGCGCCGCGAGCGAGCGGGACGGCGGCGCAGCCGUGCGCGCGCCGCGGGGACUUCGCGCGCGCCUUCGAGGGCUACAGGGCGCUCGCGGGGGACCUGCUGCGCGCCGCGCGGGCGGAAACGGACCAGCAAACUCGGGUGCUAAUGAAGGAGAAAAUAAACAAAUACCUCUCACACGCAGAAGCUAUAUACAAGAAUCAUCUUUGCGAUGAUGAUUUGGAUAGUAAUCCCCGCCCGCAGCCGCCCGCGCCGCCCGCCGCCUCCGCCGCCCCCGCCGCCCCCGCGCCGCCCUCGCCCCCCGCGCCGCCCGCGCCUCCCGCCGCCCCCGCCGGCCCCGCGGCCCCCUUGGCGCGCGGGCCGCACGGGCCGCACGCGGCGCUGCCGCUGCACGUGCUGCGCGCGGCGCGCUCGGAGCUGGGCGCGUACCGCGUGCUGGCGCGGCGCGCGCGCGUGCUGCUCGUGCUGCACCACCAGCAGCAGCACUGCCGCGUCAUGAAGGUCAUCCAAAAAAUACCAAAAAAUCUAACGGAGCUCGACGAUUAUUUCCACCAAAGAUCCAAUGAGACGCGUCAACCGAUCCUCCCCACACUCAUACCCUACAUGGUCCCCCUUCACGCGUACGUGGAGACAGACGAUCUCAUAUUUCUCAUACUCUCCUACGCACCCGGGGAGAGAUUAUUCGAUUACAUCAAAAAUUAUAAACAUUCAUCUCCGAGUACGAGAGAAGUUAAUUUUGAAAACGUAUUUACUGUACAAAAUAAACCGAGCGAAGACAUCGACGUACAAAACGACAACAUCGAUUCAGUAAACGAUAUUAUUAAUAAAAGCGAUGUUUACGAUGACGUCAAUGAAAAUAUCGAAGGGAGAGAUGUUUUGGACAAUGUCGAUGUCUCAGUCAAUGAGUUAGUCAAGAAUUCUCAGAAACUUCUUCUGAAUGUCGAUAGAGUGCUAACAGAGGUACCGAAUAUAAGUAGUGUACGAAAAGAAGAGCUUAAAGGUGACGUGGAAGAGGAAAAGAGACCGAAGAUGGAGAGAGAUACUGAAAAAAUUGCAAUACAGAGUAACCUAUCUCAACCUAAAUCCGAGAUACCUCCAUCAGCUGUGUGUCGGUGGGGAGCUGAGAUACUCACAGCUUUGGAAAGCUUACACAAUUGUGGAGUUAUAUGGAGAGACCUGCGCCCGCGCAACGUAUUGCUGGGGGCGCACGGACACGUGCUGCUGUCCUACUGCGUCGCGUACGCCGACGGUGACGUCACGCUCGCCCACCUCGCGCGCUCCGGGGAGAAGGUACCGUACGGUGACACGCGCUGCUGUCCUACUGCGUCGCGUACGCCGACGGUGACGUCACGCUCGCCCACCUCGCGCGCUCCGGGGAGAAGGUACCGUACGGUGACACGCGCUGCUGUCCUACUGCGUCGCGUACGCCGACGGUGACGUCACGCUCGCCCACCUCGCGCGCUCCGGGGAGAAGGAUUGUGUAUUCGUGGCUCCAGAGUUGCUGCAGCUCGGACACGACCCGACGGACGUCGCCUGCGACUUCUGGAGCUUUGGAGUUAUCAUGCACGAGUUGUUAUGUGGAUAC
Molecule: messenger RNA, 2568 nt
Organism: Vanessa tameamea
Lineage: Eukaryota; Metazoa; Arthropoda; Insecta; Lepidoptera; Nymphalidae
Product: ribosomal protein S6 kinase delta-1
Exons: 11
Coding region: 219-2420 (733 amino acids)
Biological process (GO): protein phosphorylation
Molecular function (GO): phosphatidylinositol binding; ATP binding; protein kinase activity
Source: RefSeq, a predicted model, not a curated record